This is a messenger RNA of Prorocentrum cordatum, 1014 nucleotides long. NCBI's taxonomy places the organism in Eukaryota, Dinophyceae, Prorocentrales, Prorocentraceae. The record is from the annotation of a GenBank genome assembly.
AUGAGCAAGCGCGGGGGAGUGAUCCUGCCCUGUGGGAACCUGCCGGCGGAGUUCUCCACAUCUCGUUCUGUGCCGCACUCUUGCGGUCCGAGGACGUUCGGCACCUCGGAUGCCGGGCUCGAGGAGCCGUGGAUGAGCUACCCGCCACAGGAGCGCGAGCUCUGGGAGCGCGUCCGGCCGCGCCAGCUGCGGCGGGAGGCCGCCCAGGUGAGGGCGCUGCGGCUGCCCACGGCAGGCCUCGCGCGCCUGAUGCGGGUGCACCCCGCGGUGCAGGGCCGCUCGCCGGAGGCGAUGGAGGUGCUGAACGCCUCCACGGUGCUGAUCCUCCAGGCGGUAGUCCGCGCCGCACUGCGCGGCAAGGGCCCUGGCCACGGGCUGCGGUUCGAGGACGUCCGGCAGGCGUGCCUUGGCGCCAAGGAGCUCGGCUUCCUGCACCCCCUCAGCCACACCCUGGACGCCUCCACGUUCACAACGCGCAGCGCGGCCGUGGACCUGGACGUUGACGAGGCCGGCAACGCCGUGAAGCGGUCCUUGGGCGCCCCGCCGAAGCCGCUCGGUCCUGGCCAGCGCGUGCUGGGCGCCGCCAUGUUCGCAAAGGCGACCGCCACCGUGCCCGCCGUGGGCGGUGCCGCAGUGGGGGGCGACACCGCCGAUGCCGUCCAGGAGGCCGACGAGGACGAGGGCGCCGGCGGGGAGGGUGCCGGCGCGGCCGAGGCGGGCUCGGUGCGCGUAGGCGGCAGCGGCGGGCUGAAGGAGGGCGGCCCCGACGGGGUGAGGGCGCCCGAGCCGGUGCAGGAGGAGGAGCCAGGGGGGCCAGCCGCCAGGAGGGGCAAGGCGCCGGGCAAGAAGCUCGGCGGGCGCCGGCUUCCGCUCAGAAGGCCCCGGCGAAGGCCCCGCGCAGGGGCAGCGGCCUCGCGGCGCCCCCUGCGGUUGGCGGCCUCGCGGCGCUGUUCCGCGCGGGCGCGGGCUGAGCUCGUCGUGGCGAAGGCAUGGGCGCCGCGGCACUCGGCAGGC